Molecule: messenger RNA, 537 nt
Organism: Pediculus humanus corporis (human body louse)
Lineage: Eukaryota; Metazoa; Arthropoda; Insecta; Psocodea; Pediculidae
Product: protein Mpv17, putative
Exons: 4
Coding region: 1-537 (178 amino acids)
Cellular component (GO): membrane; cytoplasm
Source: RefSeq, a predicted model, not a curated record
AUGAAAAAAAUUAGAGAAGUAUAUAAAAUAUUAACGUUAAAAUAUCCUAUCGGGAGUCAAGCCAUACAAACCGGACUAAUAAUGGGCAAUGGGGAUGUCAUAGCACAAUUAUUAGUUGAAAAAAAACCUUUUUCUUUAUUUGAUUUUUUGAGGACUUCACAAUACGUAUUUGUUGGUUCUUUUUUUGUGGGUCCAUCUCUCAGGGUUUGGUAUGGGUUUAUAGAUAAAAUUUUUUCUGAAAAAAAUAAAACUACUGCCGUGAAGAAGAUGUUGGUGGAUCAGUUAUUAUUUGCACCUGUUUUUUUGGCUGCAGUGUUAUCAGUUAUUGGAAUCACUCAAGGAAAUUCUUUAAAAAGCACUUAUGAAAAAGUAUCAAAUGAAUAUUCUGAUAUUUUAAAAACAAAUUAUACAAUUUGGCCGGCUUUUCAGUUGUUUAAUUUUUAUCUAGUUCCUUUACAUUACCAAGUUCUAGCUGUUCAAAUAGUUGCAAUAUUUUGGAAUACUUAUGUGUCAUGGAAAAUUAAUAAAACUGCAUAA